Messenger RNA from Cloeon dipterum, 1864 nucleotides. Its product is annotated as cytochrome P450 3A19-like. The coding region runs from base 214 to 1152 and encodes 312 amino acids. The record is from RefSeq and is a predicted model, not a curated record. Gene Ontology annotation, molecular function: iron ion binding; oxidoreductase activity, acting on paired donors, with incorporation or reduction of molecular oxygen; heme binding. NCBI's taxonomy places the organism in Eukaryota, Metazoa, Arthropoda, Insecta, Ephemeroptera, Baetidae. The transcript is spliced from 6 exons.
GAAGGAGAUGCGUGCCAAACUUGUGCCAACUUUCACCUCAGGAAAAAUUAAAGGAAUGUUCCCACUUAUGGUCGAGUGCAGCGAACAGUUUGACGAGAACCUGCAGGAAAUGGCUGACCGAAAUGAAAUUUUCGAAGCGAAAAUAUCAUCGGCUCCUGCAUUUUCGGGAUUAAUUGCAACACGAUCAAAGAACCGGAAAAUCAAUUCAGAGUCAUGGGAAAACGGUUGAUUGAGCUGAACUUGCUACAGGCUAUCAGAAUUGUGCUCGUAGUCUUUCUGCCUGAAGUCGCAAUGAAAUUCAAAAUAGGAGUUUUGGAUAAAGAAGUAACCAGGUUCUUUGAACAGCUGACAAAAGAUAUAGUCGACCAAAGGAAAAAGACUAAAACCGUCCGAAAAGACUUUAUGCAACUAUUAAUCGAACUAAAAGAAAAGGGCAGUGUCGCUAUCGAUGAUGACGACGAGGACAAACAUCUUAAAGAGGAGGAUGACCACCAAUCAAAGGAACCAUUCAGAUUCAAUGACAUUGAUUUGGCAGCGCAAGCAACCAUCUUUUUCCUGGCAGGGUUCGAGACCUCUUCCACGGUCAUGAGUUUUGCCCUUCUCGAGUUAGCUGUCAACCCUGACAUUCAGCGAAAAGCUCAGUUAGAGAUAGAUGAACAACUGGUCCAAUGCGGUGGAAAAAUCACAUAUGAAACUCUGAAAAAAAUGGAGUACCUCGAAUGGAUCCUCCAAGAGAGUAUGCGCAAGUACCCUCCAGUCGCGGUUCACAGUCGAGUAUGCACCAAAAAGUACACCAUGCCUGACACGAAUGUUUCCUUGGAAAAGGGCAUCAUUGUUACUAUUCCGAACCACGCGCUGCAGAACGACCCUAAAUUCUUCCCAAACCCUGACAGAUUUGACCCUGAGCGGUUCAGUGAAGAUGACAUACUGCGCAAGAAUCAGUACAUUUAUUCGCCGUUUGGAGAAGGACCCAGACAAUGCAUCGGAAACCGCUUUGCAAUGGUCCAGUCAAAACUGGCGCUGCUCACUUUCCUGCGCAAGUAUACCAUCAGCACCUGUGAAAAAACGCAGUUUCCAGUGCAAUUUGACGCCACGCAGUUCAUUAUAACUGCUAAAGCUGGAGUUUGGCUAAAAAUUCAGAAAAGAGAGUAAGUGUUUGUACAAAUUUAACCUCGCUUCUCCAUGGAGAUUUUAAAGAAGAAAUUUUCAUAGAAGCUCAAUUUUAUCAUAUAGUAUCUCUACGUACUCAAAACAAACAUCUACUGUAAACGACUGUAAACUGUAAUACUCUAUUUCAGUAAUUGAUGAUUGCAUUAAACGGUUAAGCAAUCAGUUAAAAUGUUUUUCAUUUUUAUACCAUGAAACAAACAUUUUUUCUCAAAUGUAUAUUGAACUGAAAAUUUUCGACAAUUUUUAAAUUCGUUUAUUUAAAUUGAAAUUCAAAACAUAUGUAUGUUAACAUUCGUAAUAAUUUUAUUAUCAGCUCUAAUAUUUCAGCUCCAAUAUAUGUAUUGAAUCGUUUAAAAAGGGCAUUUUUCCAAUAUGAGAGCGAUCUUAAAAUUAUUUAAAUAUUUUGCAUAUUUUUUACAUGAAUCCAUUUAGUCGUAGUAUAAAAUGCACUCAGACUUGCUGCUUGCUGGAUUCAAUCUUUGUCAUUCAAGAUUGUGCUUAAUGGGAUGAUUAGCAACUGCCCGCUCUUGUUUGUUUUGCACGAUGAUAAUGAAAUGGUUUUCCAGCUCGCAAUGACACAAAUGGUUAGCCAAAAAGAUAAAAUGCGUACUAAGCGAUCGGAAUAUAAUUUUUAUUAUUGGUUCGUUCGAUGAGGAAUUUGUGUAGCUGAAAUAAAAAAACUAUUGUCAUAAUA